This is a messenger RNA of Perognathus longimembris pacificus (Pacific pocket mouse), 993 nucleotides long. It is a transcript of the gene Penk, whose product is annotated as proenkephalin. The coding region runs from base 176 to 985 and encodes 269 amino acids. NCBI's taxonomy places the organism in Eukaryota, Metazoa, Chordata, Mammalia, Rodentia, Heteromyidae. Gene Ontology annotation, cellular component: plasma membrane; axon terminus; neuronal cell body. Gene Ontology annotation, biological process: neuropeptide signaling pathway; chemical synaptic transmission; sensory perception. Gene Ontology annotation, molecular function: opioid receptor binding. The transcript has 4 exons. The record is from RefSeq and is a predicted model, not a curated record.
CGCGCGCCUCCUUCGGUUUGGGGCUAAUUAUAAAGUGGCUCGAGCAGUCGCCGGCCCCGGGGACGACGAGGCAGGCGCUCCGAGCCCGCAGCCCGGCCCCGCGCGGCGCCCGCGACGACUCCAGCCCGGGACCCGAUUCUCCCAGCCGCCGGCUCCAUCCCCUCAGCGUCCACCCAUGGCGCGGCUCCUGAGCCUCUGCACCUGGCUGCUGGCGCUGGGCCCCGGCCUCCUGGCCUCCACGAAGCCCCAGUGCACCCAGGACUGCGCGACGUGCAGCUACCACCUGGUGCGCCCCGGCGACAUCGACUUCCUGGCCUGCAUGCUGGAAUGUGAAGGCCACCAGUCCUCGUCCAAAGUCUGGGAGGCCUGCAAGGAGCUGCUGCAGGUGAAGUCGUCCGAGUUCCCCCAAGACAUCACCCACCCGCUCACAGAAAGCAGCAAGCAGGAGGAGGGCCACUUGCUGGCCAAGAAGUACGGGGGGUUCAUGAAGAGAUACGGAGGUUUCAUGAAAAAGAUGGACGAGCUUUAUCCCGCCGAGCCGGAGGAAGAGGCCCACGGAGGGGAAAUCCUUGCCAAGAGGUAUGGCGGCUUCAUGAAGAAGGACGCGGGAGAGGGAGACGCCCUGGCCAACUCCUCCGAUCUGCUGAAAGAGCUGCUGGGCACCGGCGGCGACAACCCCGAGCAAGAGCCCCAGCCCCUGGAGAGCAGUGACCACCAGGAGGACCCGGGCAAGAGGUACGGGGGCUUCCUGCGAGGCCUCCGGAGAAGCCCCCCGGGGGACGAGGACGCCAAGGAGCUGCAGAAGCGCUACGGAGGCUUCAUGCGGAGGGUGGGCCGCCCCGAGUGGUGGAUGGAUUACCAGAAAAGAUACGGGGGCUUCCUCAAGCGCUUCGCCGAGUCCCUGCCCUCGGAGGAAGAAGGAGAAAGUUAUUCCAAAGAAGUUCCCGAGGUGGGAAAACGAUAUGGAGGAUUCAUGCGGUUUUAAAUCCCCUU